Messenger RNA from Diospyros lotus (date-plum), 5716 nucleotides. RefSeq names its product protein TIME FOR COFFEE-like. Gene Ontology annotation, cellular component: nucleus. NCBI's taxonomy places the organism in Eukaryota, Viridiplantae, Streptophyta, Magnoliopsida, Ericales, Ebenaceae. The record is from RefSeq and is a predicted model, not a curated record. Gene Ontology annotation, biological process: regulation of circadian rhythm.
GAUAGAUAGAUAGAUAGAGCGAGCGAGCGCAGGAAGGAGAGAAGUUCACAGAGAAGAGGGGUAGAGAGAGAGAGAGAGAGAGAGACAGAGAGCGAGAAGAGAAAUUUUCUCUUUGUGGAUUUUGGCUGUGAUGUAAAGAUCAUUCAUUUUGAUCGAAUUUCUUGUUUGUUCGCCGGAGAGGACUUCGUGAAUCUCUACUUUCCGGUGUCGGCCAUAAAUUCCGGUGAAUUAUGCUACAAUAGCCUGUGAUGAGAUAUGAGAUUGUGUAUCAUCAUCCAGGCGUAGCUGAUUUGUUUACCGCAAAAGAUAAAAGCAGGGAUGGACAGGAACAGGGAAGCCAGGAGAGCUAGCAUGGUGUCCGCAAACGGAUUAUCGAGACGGAGACCUAGAAGUAGCGGCUUAAGGGAUUCACCAGAGGAAGAUGGGCCGGUGGAGUUGCAGGAGACGGCUAGGUUGCGCGACCGUGGGGUGAAGAAGGAUCGAGAUCGAGAUCGGGACCGAGAAAGGGAUCGAGACCGGGACCGGUUGAACCGGACAAAGAGGAGGAGAGCGGAUAGGUUGAUGCACGGGAGCAAUAGGGAGGACGCCGGAGAUGACAGUUCGGAGGAGAGCGUGAAUGAUGAGGAGGAAGAGGACGACGAUGAUGGCGGUGGCGUUGGUGGUGGAGCCGUGCGGAUGUUGCCGCCUAAUCCGGCGGCGUCGAUGUCGAACCAUCACCACCACCAGCCGCACCGGAAAAGUUAUCCUCCCUCUGCGACUACCAAAGUUUUCAGACCAGCACAAGGUUGGAAAGCUGCCGACGAAAUGAUAGGCUUUUCGGUUCCGAGAAAAGCUAGGUCAGUAUCAACGAAGAGGUCGCACGAGAGCUGGACUUCUGGCAGUGGAGUCGGAGGAGAGCAGCAAACUCACAGGCAAGCUUCGACCUCGCCGGUGAGGCCAAGUCUAGCCUCACCUUCGCGGGCGGGUCCGGUCUCGCCGUCUUCGUCCAAUGCGUCGGGUCGCAAGAAGAUGAAGCCGAAUGGAUCCAAGCCACGGCCGCCGAAAUCGUCGGGAAAAUCCGCUUCUUCGAACCCAGAAGAGCUCGAGUUUGAGAUCGCCGAGGUGCUGUAUGGCCUGAUGACACAAUCGCAAGCCCCUCCGAAGAAAGAUGCGACGGCUAACGAUUCGGCCAAGUUCGAUUCGCGAGAGGCGAAUAAGUCCAACAGCGAUGGAAAAUCGAGAGUUUCAUCUCCGAUCUCGAACUCGGCCUCGACGGCCCCUCAGUCAUCUUAUGCGUUUCCACAAAAUUCUAGCUCCGGUGCUACUCCAAUCUCCGUUGUUGCACCGAAGAGGAAAAGGCCCCGGCAAGUAUCCGACAAUCUUGGUAACCUCAGCAUCCGCAACAGCCCCAUUUCUUCGACAACCGCGGCGGGUAUGAAGGUCGAAAUCGAUCAACUACCAAAGGCUGAAACUUCCUCCCCCAAUUCUGAGAAGAACCCAGGAUCUGCAGCUGAUAAUGGCGGUGUCCCACUCAAUAACGUCGGUUCUGAGGCCGUUCCACCGCAGUCGGAGCCGUUACAGCCCGAUUCGGACAGACCGGAAACAAGCACAGGCUUAUUAGGGCCCAUGCCCGUGGUUGAUGAAUCCAGGGAAAGCAGGGAUGUGGAUCCGGCUAAGGAGGAGGUGGUCGGGUCGCCGAAGAAGGAAUCGCCGGCGGUCAGACCGGAAGAUAAUAUGGAGGAAUCAAGAGCUAACAAACCGAAUUCAACAAUCUCCGAGAUUGAAACGAAACGAGAAGAGAAAUUCGAGAUAGAUCUGAUGGCUCCGCCUCCUCAGUUGAGAUCAUCGCCGGAGAGGGAAGGCCCGAUCGACCUUGCAGAGGCGCCGGAGCAUAAACCGGCAGUGCCAGAUGCCGAUUCCGAGAUGAGGCCGAUGACUCAGGAUAAGAACGAUGAGAAGGGAGUCAAUGUGGAGCCUGAGCUGAAAAAGGCCAAACCUACAUCAGAAGAAACUGAGUCAGAUAAGAAGCCCCAUAAAGAGAGGAACAUUGAUCUUCAGCUUGAUUUGGAGAAACCCGACAGAGACAGCGGCAUUGCCUCUGGGUCUGGCAUCAGCACAGGCAACAAGUUACACCCACAUGUUCAGAAGCAGCAGCAACAGCUGAAAUCUACCAAAGAUGAAAUUCUACAUUCAGAGAAAACAGCUCAAUCGAGCUCUCUAUCCCUGCCAAUGUCCGUGGCUAGCUGGCCUGGUGGGCUUCCUCCAAUGGGGUACAUGACACCUUUACAAGGAGUUGUAUCAAUGGAUGGGAGCCCAGUCCCUCCUUCAUCUAUACAGCCAUUGUUUUCUCAACCCCGGCCUAAAAGGUGUGCAACGCAUUGCUAUAUUGCUCGAAACAUUCACUACCUACAGCAGUUGAUGAAGAUAAACCCUUUUUGGCCUGCCGCUGCAGCUGGCCCUGCAUCAUUGUUUGGCGCGAAGGCCUGCAAUCUCAAUGUUGUGCCCUCUGCAGAAAUCCAUGGAAACAUGGUUGGGAGGAGCGUCAACUCCAUGCAGGACAAGGGUCAAGGUAUGGCUAUCUUUCCCAGUCACGCUGGGAAAGACAAAGCUUCUCAUGCUGCUAAUAUUGCUGAUACACAGAGAAAGCAACAGAUCUUGCUUCAGCAAGCUAUGCCUCCAGGAGCUCCACCUAAUAAUAUACUGCAUGCACCAGCUUACAUAUUCCCAUUCAACCAGCAGCAUGUGGCUGCUGCUUCAGUUCGACCUGGACCUGCAAAGUCUCCUACCACUGCGAGCAAUGUCACUUCAACUAGUGCACCUAAUUCUGCUUCUGUAAAUGGGUCUGCAACAACAGCUCCCACAGCAGCUGCAGUGAGCUUUAAUUACUCAAAUAUGCCUGGCGGUGAAACACAAUACCUGGCUAUAUUGCCGAACAAUCCAUAUCAUCAUUUCCCAAUCCCGGCGGCUGUUGGAGCUCCACCAACAUAUAGAGGAACCCAUGCUCAGGCCAUGCCUUACUUCAACGGUUCCUUCUAUUCCUCUCAGAUGAUCCAUCCUGCACAGCUUCAGCAGCAGCAGCAGCAGCACACCACUCAAACACAGCAAGUGCAACAGGUUCAUCAAAACCCCAGCAUUUCCACUGGUUCCUCGUCAUCUCAAAAGCAUUUGCAGACCCAGCAGCAAAGACCACCACAAGGCAGUGGCAUUAAUGGGGGGAAUGGAAGUGGGAACAUUCAUAGUUUUCCCACUCCAAGGAACCGGCCGUCACAGGCUUCACAGCAGCAGCAGCAGCAGCAUCAGCACCUGCCAACUUCCCAUCAAGGCCGCCAGGUUGAAAUUGAGGGCGCCAAUGAAGAUAGCCCAUCGACUGCUGAUAGUCGUGUUUCUCGUACUCCAGUGAGUGUGUAUGGUCAGAAUUAUGCAAUGUCAAUUCACCAUCCAAAUUUUGCUAUAAUGACUCCUUCAGCAUUAGCUGGUCCCAGUGCAAGCAGCAAUCAGAAUGAAAAGAAACAGCCACAGCAGCAAGGCAUGAAGGCUGGAGUUGAAUCUCUGCCUCAAACUUUUGCCAUCUUCGCUUCUAUUAAUGGCGCAUCCCCGGUGCCUGGUAUUGAUCUUUCAUCUGUGGCACAAAAUCAUGCAGUUCUCCAGAGUCUUCCAGAGGCAAGGCAUAGCUGUCAGAUUAUGGCAGCUGCAGCUGUUGCCCAAGCAGCACAACAGAAAAAGGGGUUUCGAGUCUCUGAAGAAGGCAAAGCUGGAGGUGACUCCUCUAGUGUGGACGAAGAUAAAAAGGGCUUAUCAGGGAAGCCUUCUGGAAGUCUUGGGCAGUCCAUUGCUUUUUCAAGGCCUGAUAUAACGGAUGCAUCAGUCUCCACUAUCCCAGGCAGCACUGUUAUUGAUAGCUCAGCUCGGUCUCUGAACCUUGUAUCUGCUUCUUCCCGGGUUUCCCGUUCUACUUUGGGUAAUGUAAGUACUUCUAAUUAUCAGCUGCAAGCUCAGAUUCAAUAUCAGCAACAGAUGGCGCAGCUUCAGAAGCAUCAGCAUCAGCAUCAAUCGCAGCAGAUGGCUGCAGCUGUUGCAGCACGGAAUAAGACGCCAGCAACAAGUAAUGGUAGUGUUUACAGUGACCAUUUGACUUCUUCAUCUCCUGCCACUGCCAAGUUCCCAAAUGCACUCGCUGCUUUUCCUCAAAAUCUUGUGCAAAACAGUGGUGGUGGCAGCCCAGCCCAGUCUCCCCAGUGGAAGAAUUCUGCAAGAACUACCACACAAGUUCCAUCUUCCUUUGCUUCGUCAACCACAGCUUCCCUGAAAAACCUUCCUCAACAGCAGUCUAGAACGCAGCAAAGCCACACACUAUCUUUUGGGCCUACCCAGAAGUCAUUGACGGGAUCACAAGGGCAACAAACUCCAAACAGUCACCAGUCACCCUCUCCUCCAAUGGUGGUUGGCUCUCCCACAACUUCUAUUUCCAAAGGUGCUAAUGGAAGCCCAAGGACCGCAAGUUCCACUUCACAAGGCAGUAAAGCUGCCCAACCUUCCACACUGUCGUCCCAGCAGUCAAAGAACUCGGCAUCAGUACCCAGUCAGAAGUCGUCCCCAGUUGGUGGCAGAAAUGUUCCAUCAAUUCUUGGAAAUCCUCAUAUAACCUCUUCAACGACUGGUGCAAAGCCUCAAAUGCAACAACAGCAGUUGGCAAAACAAAUCGUGCAGCAGCCACAGAUUUUCUUCUCUCCUGCUUACAUGCAAGCUCAAUCUCCUGCAAGUUCCACUACUUCAGGCACAAAUGCGUAUUAUCUUCAGAGACGGCGUCCAGAACAACAGCAGCAGUCCCAGCAGCCGCAGGGAUCAACAUCUUCAACUGGGAUGUUGUCGCUUUGUCCACCUGUUACACUAGCUAGUGCAAGCACAUCUGAUGCAAAAGCAGCUGUCGCUGCUGCUGCAAGCAACAUUAAAGGCGGUGGAUUGCCCUCACAGAGUAUUCUCCAUCCAGUGCAGUUCACUGCACAGUCCUCUGGAAACUCGCAUCACAUUGUGCCUACAGGAUUCUCAUAUGUGCCUCCUGCAGUUCAGGUUAAACCAGCGGAGCAGAAACAACCUGCUGCCUGAGAAGAAAUGAAAGGUGGCACCACCAUAAAGUUAUCAGCAAUUCAACCGGAGUGCUAUCAACAGCGGGUGCGAGGAAGCGGCAAUUUUGUAAAGAAUUUGAGCGUGGGGACGGGCAAAAAGGUUGUGUUCUUCAUCGACCAUAUGCUUUGGUUCUGGAUGGAUGAACGAAAUGAAUACAAGUGUAUUUAUCUAUAUAUGCCGGCCUAUAAUCAUCUGACAGGGUUAGUCUCAAAAGUAUCUGAUUAAUUUGAUUGGUUUUUGAUGAUGAUGAUGAUGAUCAAUGGGGAUGUCCAUUGAAGGCAAAAAGUAGGUCAAAUGUUUUUUGCAUGGCAAGAGAGGAAAGUUUGGUACAGAGGCUUUGAGGAGGCAGAGGAAUGAAGGACCAGGCUUUUCUUUCUUCUUUUUUUUUUGGUUUUUCUGUUCUGGGGUAGGAAUGCAGGUUCUAUUUCUACUUUUUUUUUUGUUCUUCUUGGGUACGUUAAUUCCUUUUCCUUUGCUUUGGAUGUUUAUUUUCCUGAAGGAGCUGUUCAAAAACAGUUAUCUUUUGACAAUACAUAUAUAUAUAAUGUAAUGGAGGGUGUAUAUAUAUAUGUCUGGUGCAUAUAAGGGUAGCCCUCUCAAUUUUUUCAUUUAA